Osmerus eperlanus (European smelt) is the source of this 2968-nucleotide messenger RNA. Its product is annotated as A-kinase anchor protein 6-like. The coding region runs from base 233 to 2968 and encodes 911 amino acids. The transcript has 9 exons. The record is from RefSeq and is a predicted model, not a curated record. NCBI's taxonomy places the organism in Eukaryota, Metazoa, Chordata, Actinopteri, Osmeriformes, Osmeridae.
UGCUGUGUCUGUCUCUGGUUCUGUCACAGAGAGCAGAGCAGAGGAGAGAGGGACUCUAGUCAUCUGCAUCACCCCGGACCUGAUGGGAAAUAUCCUUCCUGUGUCUGGAAUGUUCUGGAUUAGCCAGUGUGCUGAGCUAGCGUGCUGGGAUUGCCAUGUUAGGAGCUGUUUCUGAGCUGAUUUCGAGGACCCAUCCAUCGUAGUACUGCAGCUGAGACAGUUGUGUUAGACCAUGAACGAGGUUGCCACCUCCCCCCUCGCUAGUGAGGUCCCCUCCCCCAUGAUCACCUCCGUUACGCCCACCCUGGACCCCCCAUCAGGUGACCCCCACGACCUGGAGGACACCCCCUCCCCAGCCUCCCCAGGCCUCGCUCCAGGGCCCAGCAAGGGCAGCCCUGGCCUGGACUCGCCCCCCCGUGAGAGAGACCCCUCUCAGAGGUCUCGGAAGCCCCCUCCCCUGCACACGGGGGCGGACUGGAAGGUGGUUCUUCACCUGCCGGAGAUUGAGACCUGGCUGAGGAACACCUCAGAGAGGGUCCGCGACCUCACACACUCCGUCCACCUGGACUCCCAGAACAGGCACGUGGAUGUGCACCUAGUUCAGCUCAAGGACAUCUGUGAGGACAUCUCAGACCACGUGGAGCAGAUCCACGCGCUGCUGGAGACGGAGUUCUCUCUGAAGCUGCUGUCCUACUCGGUGAACAUCAUCGUCGACAUCCGCAGCGUUCAGCUCCUGUGGCACCAGCUGAGGGUGUCCGUCCUGGUGCUCAAGGAGAGGCUGCUUCAGGGGCUGCAGGACUCCAACGGCAACUACACCAGGCAGACCGACAUUCUGCAGGCCUUCUCUCAGGACCAUGACCAGACUCGCCUGGACGCGCUGACUGAGGUGGACGACAGUGGUCAGCUGACCAUCAAGUGCAGCCAGGACUACUUCUCUCUGGACUGUGGCAUCACUGCCUACGAACUGAGUGACUACAGCCCCAGUGACGACGCAGAGGCCCGAGGCCAGGGCCAGGAGGGGUCACAGGAAGGUCCGCAGGCCCAGGAGGCGAGGUGUUCCUACCCUGAGCUCCAGCGAGACUUCCCAGAGCUCCUCCAGAGCGUCGACCUCCUCACCAUCGCCGCCGAGAACCUGUCCUCCAAUCAGGGCCUCGUAUCCAAAGAGAGGGUGGUGCCUAGCGCCUCCGAGGACACGCCCGCCUGUGUGGAAAAAGACGACAACUCUCUGUCCGUACCCACAAUGCACUGCGGUAUCAGUACGCCUCAGAGUGAGAGUUCGCUCUCAAAGCGUCCUCUCCAGGGGGUGGUGAGCAGCGAAGUGUCCCCCACCCAGCCCUCUCUUCCCCCCAAGAGGGCUAUGUACCUGGAGGGUGACGACCUCCACUACACCCACCCAGGGGGCAGCUUUCACAGAUCCAGCCUGCCUCCGGGCCUCCAGUUCCAGGCCGAACUGAGCCGGAGCACCCCCUCCCUCCUGGAUCCUCCGGAUCGCUCUAAGUUCUGGCUGGAGCUGGACAGCGUGUACCCCAAUGCAAACGCCAGCCAAUCGUACGAGAGCCUGCAAGCUAUGAACGGCAAGAACCUGCAGAGGAGCCGAAAGCAGAGCCUCAGGGAGGGGCCCAAACCUGGGGGGGUCAUAGCCCCUUUCCCCCUGCAGAGGAGCAUCUCCGAGGCUGGUCGCCCCCCAGGGCGAAACCCCCAGAGUGACCAGGACAGCCCCCUUCCCUCCCCCCUCAGAGACCCCCUCUCCUCAGACCAGGAGAGCCAGGACGACGGCUCCUCCCCCUGCCCCCCCAGCAAGGCUGCAGUUUGGAUCCUCAGGCAGAGAGAGCUCCAGGGGGCCCAGGUGCAGGCGGGGGCCAGCCCAGAGAGGGAGCGCUGGUACGGGUCGGAGGAGUUCCUGGCCCUGCCUGCCCAGCUCCGGAAGACGGAGAUGCUGGCGAUGAAACUGGAGAGCCUGGCUCAGGCCAUCCCAUGGAAGCCGGGUCAGAGCUGUGGUCAGGAGCACCUCCAGGAUGUGGACGACUGGGACCUGACGGAGCUCAACCCCGAGUGGGACAGCGAGGAGACGGGCGAGGACACCGGAGGAGAGGCCCACCUCAGAGGCCCACCUCCGCCUCUCCUACCCCCCCAGCCCCACCACCAGCCCCACCACCAGCCCCACCACCAGCCCCACCUCCUCCACCUACCCCACAGGAGGCCUCUCCACGUGGGCCGCUUCUCUCCUUCCUCCUCCAGCGACAUGGCCCCCUCCCUGGACGACAGCAUCGAGUCAGGGCCCCUGAGCGACCUGCAGUCCGAGGACGAGGUCUGGAGCUCUUCUGGAGGAGACUCCAGGAGGGGGGAGCUCCCCCGGUCCCAGAACAGAGCCUCUCCCCUGGACUGUGCCCGCAGCGGACAGCCCCUCAUCCUCCAGCUCCUGGAGGACAUCCAACACCAGGACCACAACCAUCCUGACAUCUGGAGAAAGAUAGAGGGGUUUGUGGGAAAGCUGGAUGAGUUCAUCUGCUGGUUGAGGGAGGCACUGGAGACCACAGAGAACUGGACGCCCCCUAAAGCAGACAUGGACAGUCUCAAGCUCUACCUGGAGACACACCUGAGCUUCAAGCUGAAUGUGGACAGCCACUGCUCAUUGAAGGAGGGUGUUCUGGUUGAAGGCAGGCAUCUGCUGGAAGUCCUCACAUCCCACAAAUCAGGUCUGAGGGACAUGCUCCAGAUGAUCUCUCAGCAGUGGGCGGAGCUUCAGAGGCAGAUCCGUCGCCAGCACAGCUGGAUGCUGCGGGCGCUCGACGCCAUCAAAGCCCACGUGCUGUACCCCGGCCCCCGCAGGGAACCCAGCCCUCAGCCAAGCCCAGGCCCCGACACAGGCCAGCCCGGAUCAGCAGGACCCAGGAACGCCAGCCUGCCCCAAGAAUGCUACGAUUCAGCCCGUCUCCAUGACAACCCCGGCAGCCACUUCCAAAAGUAA